CAAGCUGAAGCCCCGCGCAACAUGGAUCACGGGCCGGGGGCGGACCACAUAUCCGGGUCAUUGGGAGGUAGUCGUGUGGACGACGAGUCCAGCUUAAGUUCUGAUGCCGGACAAGUUUUGAUCCGAUCAACCGGACCGUGUUUCCUUUACCGGGGCGGAGGGAGACGGCGGGACGGCGGACGUGUGUCCCGGGUAACCGCGGACAGACACAACCGGACGUCCCAUAUGGAGACGUGGGAGACGGACGUCCCUCCGCCGCCGCCGCCGCCCCGCGCCGGUGAGCAGCACACACACCCUCCACCCGGUCAGCACCGGAAGCAGCUGGGUCGAGCUCUUCCUGACCAGCACGGCGUCCCUAUUGGCACAGAAACACAUGGAGGGUCGAAAGGGCCAAGCAGAGCCAAACCUGGAGCCUGGAAAGAGAACCAACAACCUCCAGAAUGUGACACUGGUAGAGACAGACAGGAGAUUGCUGCAAGUAGACCUUUAACUCAGACGCAGACCAGUGGAGACAAAGAACACGACCUGCUCACCUGCCAUUACCCUGCAGGAGGCAGAGGAGCGCUGCUGGCUGCCCUCAGACACAGCGCCCCCUUGAGGAAGGAGGUGAAAGUUCAGCUUUUAGACCCUGGAUCCAGGACUAUCCAGAGUUUCACACAUCCAAAGGAUGUGGUCUCUUCCUGCCAGGCCUCCUUAGAGUCUGCCGCAGGGCCCCAGCGUGUCCCCUGUGUGUCCUCAGUGCUGCUGGGAGAGGCUGCAAACACAGCAGCGGUUGUUUCUGCUGCUACCAUUGCUGCGACUGCCCCUCUUCUCAAGCUAGAGAAAUGA
Molecule: messenger RNA, 828 nt
Organism: Lampris incognitus (smalleye Pacific opah)
Lineage: Eukaryota; Metazoa; Chordata; Actinopteri; Lampriformes; Lampridae
Exons: 6
Coding region: 22-828 (268 amino acids)
Biological process (GO): smoothened signaling pathway
Source: RefSeq, a predicted model, not a curated record